Cebus imitator (Panamanian white-faced capuchin) is the source of this 6303-nucleotide messenger RNA. RefSeq names its product germinal-center associated nuclear protein. The record is from RefSeq and is a predicted model, not a curated record. Gene Ontology annotation, biological process: mRNA export from nucleus. Lineage: Eukaryota; Metazoa; Chordata; Mammalia; Primates; Cebidae. The transcript has 29 exons. Gene Ontology annotation, cellular component: nucleus; cytoplasm; transcription export complex 2. The coding region runs from base 237 to 6167 and encodes 1976 amino acids. Gene Ontology annotation, molecular function: nucleic acid binding.
AAGUCGGUCCGCCGCGUUUUCGGUCCGCCGCGUUUUCCGCCCGCAGUGCGCAAGGGUGGUGUCGCGGCCGCAGGCGGGGCGUGCGCCUCUCGUCUUUUCCAGGGGUCCGGGAGCUGCGCGGGCCCCGGGGUCCAGCGGCGAGACGCUUGUUAUGAAGACGAAGGGGAGGCUGUUCAAGAAAGCCAAUUAAUUUUGUACACGUAAUACUUAUUAUCUUCUGAUAAUUGGAUCAGAAGAUGAAUCCAACUAAUCCUUUCAGUGGGCAGCAGCCUAGCGCUUUUUCAGCAUCUUCUAGUAGUUCCAUAACAACAUUCCCAUCCAAGGCGCCGUUUCGAUUUGGUCAACCUCUUUUUGGACAAAACAGUACCUUAUGUGGGAAGAGCUCAGGAUUUUCACAGGUAUCCAGCUUUCCAGCGUCUCCUGGAGUAAGUCAUUCCUCUUCAGUGCAAACAUUAGGGUUCACCCAAACCUCAACUGUUGGACUCUUUUCUGGACUUGACCACACAUCCACCUUUGUAGCUACCUCUGGGCCUUCAACUUCAUCUGUGCUGGGAAACCCAGGAUUUAGUUUUAAAUCACCCACCAGUGUUGGGGCUUUCCCAAGCACUUCUACUUUUGGACAAGAAGCUGGAGAAAUAGUGAGUUCUGGUUUUGGGAAAACAGAAUUCGGCUUUAAACCUCUGGAAAACGCAAUGUUUAAACCAAUAUUGGGGGCUGAUGCUGAGCCAGAGAAAACCCAGAGCCAAAUUGCUUCUGGGUUUUUCACAUUUUCCCACCCAAUUAGUAGUGCAGCUGGAGGCCUGACGCCUUUCUCUUUUCCUCAAGUAACAAGUAGUUCAGCUACCAAUUCAGAUUUUACUUUUUCAAAACCAGUUAGUAGUAAUAAUUCAUUAUCUGCUUUUACCCCUGCUUUGUCAAAUCAAAAUGUAGAAGAAGAGAAGAGAGGACCUAAGUCAGUAUUUGGAAGUUCUAAUAACAGCUUCAGUAGCUUCCCUGUGUCGUCAUCUGCAGUUUUGGGUGAACCCUUCCAGGUCAGCAAAGCAGGUGUCAGGCAGGGGUGUGAAGAAGCUGUUUCCCAGGUGGAACCACCUCCCAGCCUAAUGAAAGGCCUGAAAAGGAAGGAGGACCAAGAUCGUUCCCCAAGGAGACAUGGCCAUGAAACAGAAGAUUCUGAUCCUCUGUCCAGGGGGGAUCAUCCUCCAGAUAAACGACCUGUCCGCCUGAAUAGACCCCGGGGAGGUACUUUGUUUGGUCGGACGAUACAGGAUGUUUUCAAAAGCAAUAAAGAAGUAGGUCGCCUGGGCAACAAGGAGUCCAAAAAGGAAAUUGGCUUUGUUGAGUCUGGAGAAAGUGACCACAUGGCUACCCCAGGAGGGAGUCAGUCUCUCCUGGCACCUUCCCGGAUUCCAGGUUUGAAUAAAGAGGAAGAAACUGAAAGUAGAGAGAAAAAAGAAGAUUCUUUAAGAGGAACUCCUGUACGUCAGAGUAAAAGAAGCGAGAGCACAGAUAGUCUUGGGGGCUUGUCUCCCUCUGAAGUCACAGCGAUCCAGUGCAAGAACAUCCCUGACUACCUGAACAACAGAACCAUCCUGGAGAACCAUUUUGGCAAAAUUGCUAAAGUGCAGCGCAUCUUUACCAGGCGCAGCAAAAAGUUCGCAGUAGUACAUUUCUUUGAUCAUGCAUCUGCAGCCCUGGCUAGAAAGAAGGGGAAAAGUUUGCAUAAAGACAUGGCGAUCUUUUGGCACAGGAAGAAAAGCCCCAAUAAGAAACCCUUUUCCCUGAAGGAGAAGAAGCCUGGUGAUGUUGUAGUCAGCCCGAGCCCGGAAGACACACCGUUUCAGCACUCGCCUCUUGGCAAGGCCGCAGGGAGGGCUGGUGCUAGCAGCCUGCUGAAUAAAAGGUGGGAUGGCCCCUCCGAUAUCACGCAGCAGCACCUCUGCGACCCGCUGACGGUGUCCCUGAUUGAGAAGUGCACCCGAUUUCACAUCCACUGUGCCCACUUCAUGUGUGAGGAGCCUAUGUCUUCUUUUGAUGCCAAGAUCAAUAAUGAGAACCUGACCAAGUGCCUGCAGAGCCUGAAGGAAAUGUACCAGGACCUGAGAAACAAGGGCGUCUUCUGUGCCAGCGAAGCGGAGUUCCAGGGCUACAAUGUUCUGCUCAGUCUCAACAAGGGAGACAUUCUAAGUGAGAGACAUGAGGAAGGAAUCCUCCUAGUGAGACAGGUGGACCACGCAGCAGCCGUGAAAGAGUACAGCCGGUCCUCAGCUGAUCAGGAGGAGCCUCUGCCCCACGAGCUGCGGCCCUUGGCAGUGCUCAGCAGGACUAUGGAUUACCUGGUGACCCAGAUCAUGGACCAGAAGGAGGGCAGCCUGAGGGACUGGUACGACUUCGUGUGGAACCGCACACGUGGCAUACGGAAGGAUAUCACGCAGCAGCACCUCUGCGACCCGCUGACGGUGUCCCUGAUUGAGAAGUGCACCCGAUUUCACAUCCACUGUGCCCACUUCAUGUGUGAGGAGCCUAUGUCUUCUUUUGAUGCCAAGAUCAAUAAUGAGAACCUGACCAAGUGCCUGCAGAGCCUGAAGGAAAUGUACCAGGACCUGAGAAACAAGGGCGUCUUCUGUGCCAGCGAAGCGGAGUUCCAGGGCUACAAUGUUCUGCUCAGUCUCAACAAGGGAGACAUUCUAAGAGAAGUACAACAGUUCCAUCCUGCUGUUAGAAACUCCUCCGAGGUGAAAUUUGCUGUUCAGGCUUUUGCUGCAUUGAACAGUAAUAAUUUUGUGAGAUUUUUCAAACUGGUCCAGUCAGCUUCUUACCUGAAUGCUUGUCUUUUACACUGUUACUUUAAUCAGAUCCGCAGGGAUGCUCUCCGGGCGCUCAACUUUGCAUACACGGUGAGCACACAGCGAUCUACCGUCUUUCCCCUGGAUGGCGUGGUGCGCAUGCUGCUGUUCCAAGACUGCGAAGAGGCGACUGACUUCCUCACCUGCCACGGCCUCACCAUUUCUGACGGCUGUGUGGAGCUGAACCGGUCUGCUUUCCUGGAACCAGAGGGAUUAUCCAAGACCAGGAAGUCAGUGUUUAUUACCAGGAAGCUGACGGUGUCCAUUGGGGAAAUUGUGAAUGGAGGGCCAUUGCCCCCCAUCCCUCGUCACACCCCUGUGUGCAGCUUCAACUCCCAGAACAAGUACGUUGGGGAGAGCCUGGCCACAGAGCUGCCCGUCGGCACCCAGAGACCCGGCUCGGACACAGUGGGUGGAGGGAGAGGAGAGGAGUGUGGCCUCGAGCGAGAUGCGCCCCUGCCCAGUCUCCCGCAGCCUCUCCCUGCCCCUGCGCCCUUGCCAGUGCCUCUGCCUCCCAUCCUGGCACUGAACAUGUCUGGGGCGCCUGGCCUCUUCCAGCCCCCUGUGCAGCCUGAGUUGCCUCCUCCAGAGCCCGUGCCCGUGUACUCUGAUGAGGACCUGGAACAGGUGGUGGAUGAGCUCAUCCAGGAGGCUCUGCAGAGGGACUGCGAGGAAGUCGGCUCUGCAGGCGCUGCCUACGCGGCUGCUGCUCUGGGUGUUUCUAAUGCUGCUGUGGAGGAUUUGUUAACAGCUGCAACCACAGGCAUUUUGAGGCACAUCGCAGCCGAAGAAGUGACUAAGGAAAGGGAACGAAGAGAGCAGGAGAGGCAGCGGGCUGAAGAGGAAAGGUUGCAGCGGGAGAGAGAGCUGGCGUUAACUGAGCUGAGCCAGGGCCUGGCUGCAGAGCUGAUGGAACAGGUGAUGAUGGAGUUUGUGAGGGAAACCUGCUCUCAGGAGUUGAAGAAAGCAGUAGAGACAGACCAGAGGGUCCGCAUGGCCCGUUGCUGUGAGGAUGUCUGUGCCCACCUUGUGGACUUGUUUCUCGUGGAGGAAAUCUUCCAGACUGCAAAGGAGACACUCCAGGAGCUUCAGUGCUUCUGCAAGUAUCUGCAGCGGUGGAGGGAAGCUGUCGCAGCCCGGAAGAAACUGAGGCGCCAGAUGCGGGCUUUCCCUGCUGCGCCCUGCUGCGUGGACGUGAGCGACCGGCUGAGGGCGCUGGCGCCCAGCGCAGAGUGCCCCAUUGCUGAGGAGAACCUGGCCAGGGGUCUCCUGGACUUGGGCCACGCAGGGAAAUUGGGCAUCUCCUGCACCAGGUUAAGGCGGCUCAGAAAUGAGACGGCUCACCAGAUGAAGGUUCAGCACUUCUACCAGCAGCUGCUGAGCGACGUGGCGUGGGCGUCUCUGGACCUGCCAUCCCUUGUGGCUGAGCAUCUCCCUGGGAGGCAGGAGCAUGUGUUUUGGAAGCUGGUGCUGGUGUUGCCGGAUGGAGAAGAGCAGUCCCCAGGGAGUCCUGGCAGAAUUCUGGCAAAUUGGUUGAAAGUAAAGUUCAUGGGAGAUGAUGGCUCAAUGGAUGACAUGUGCAGCGAUGCUGGUGGGAUUCAGACGCUUUCGCUUUUCAACUCGCUUAGCGGCAAAGGGGAUCAGAUGAUUUCUGUAAACGUGUGUAUAAAGGUGACCCAUGGCGCCCUCAGUGAUGGCGCCAUUGAUGCUGUGGAGACGCAGAAGGACCUCCUGGGAGCCAGUGGGCUCAUGCUGCUGCUUCCCCCCAAAGUGAAGAGUGAGGACGUGGCAGAGGAGGACGUGUACUGGCUGUCGGCCUUGCUGCAGCUCAAGCAGCUCCUGCAGGCCAAGCCCUUCCAGCCUGCACUUCCGCUGGUGGUUCUUGUGCCCAGCUCAGGAGGGGACGCCGUUGAGAAGGAAGUAGAGGAUGGUCUGAUGCUUCAGAACUUGGUUUCAGCUAAACUGAUUUCAGAUUACACUGUUACGGAGAUCCCUGAUUCCAUUAAUGAUCUACAAGGUUCAACUAAGGUUUUGCAAGCGGUGCAGUGGUUGGUUUCCCAUUGCCCCCAUUCCCUUGACCUUUGCUGCCAGACUCUCAUUCAGUACGUCGAAGAUGGGAUUGGCCGUGAGUUUAGUGGCCGCUUUUUCCAUGACAGAAGAGAGAGGCGACUGGGUGGCCUUCCUUCGCAGGAGCCUGGCGCCAUCAUUGAGCUGUUUAACAGUGUGCUGCAGUUCCUGGCUUCCGUGGUGUCCUCUGAACAGCUGUGUGACCUGUCCUGGCCUGUCACUGAGUUUGCUGAGUCGGGGGGCAGCCGGCUGCUUCCUCACCUGCACUGGAAUGCCCCAGAGCACCUGGCCUGGCUGAAGCAGGCUGUGCUCGGGUUCCAGCUUCCGCAGAUGGACCUUCCGCCCCUGGUGGCCCCCUGGCUCCCCGUGUGCUCCAUGGUUGCGCAGUACGCCUCUCAGAUCCCCAGCUCAUGCCAGACGCAGCCUGUCCUCCAGUCCCAGGUGGAGAACCUGCUCCGCAGAACCUACCGUAGGUGGAAGAGCAAGAGCCCCUCCGCAGUCCAUGGGGCAGGCCCCUCCGUCAUGGAGAUCCCAUGGGAUGAUCUCAUCGCCUUGUGUAUCAACCACAAGCUGAGAGACUGGACACCCCCCCGGCUUCCUGUUACAUCAGAGGCACUAAGUGAAGAUGGUCAGAUAUGUGUAUAUUUUUUUAAAAACCAUUUGAAAAAAUAUGAUGUUCCUUUGUCCUGGGAACAAGCCAGAUUGCAGACACAGAAGGAGCUACAGCUGACAGACGGACGUUUGGGAAUAAAGACUUUUCAUGCUUCUGCAAACAAUUUUCCCAUACCAUUGCUUCACAUGGACGAUAACUGGAAGAGGAGCACAGAGUGUGGUCGAGAGGGGAGGAUUCCCAGCACAGAGGAUCUGAUGCGAGGAGCUUCUGCUGAGGAGCGGCUGACACAGUGUUUGUCAAGCAGUCUGCUGCUGGAGAAAGAGGAGAACAAGAGGUUUGAAGAUCAACUUCAGCAAUGGUUGUCUGAAGACUCAGGAGCAUUUACGGAUUUAACUUCCCUUCCCCUGUAUCUUCCUCAGACUCUAGUGUCUGUUUCUCACAAUAUUGAACCUGUGAUGAAAACAUCUAUAACUACUAGCCCACAGAAUGACAUGACAAGGGAGCAACUGCAGCUGUCAGAGGUGACAGGAACAUGUCUGACCGAACAGCUAAAGCACCUGGAAAGGCUGAUCCAGAGUUCAAGGGAAGAGGAAGUUGCCUCUGAGCUCCAUCUCUCAGCAUUGCUAGAUAUGGUGGACAUUUGAGCAGCCUGACUUGUGGGGAGGGGGGGGUCUCUCCAGAAGAGUUGGUUUUUACUCAAAAUAAUGUUAUUCUCAGAUGCUCGAUGCACUGUUGGAAGUGUGAUUAUUAAUCAUGCAAAUAAACCAUUUAAAUGUCAAA